This is a messenger RNA of Chaetomium globosum CBS 148.51, 180 nucleotides long. RefSeq lists its product as uncharacterized. The coding region runs from base 1 to 180 and encodes 59 amino acids. The record is from RefSeq and is a predicted model, not a curated record. NCBI's taxonomy places the organism in Eukaryota, Fungi, Ascomycota, Sordariomycetes, Sordariales, Chaetomiaceae. The transcript has 2 exons.
AUGGGUGGUGGUAACGGAGCCAAGGCUGCGCAGAAACGCGCCCGGAAUGACAAGAAGGCCGGUACGAAGGCUGUCUCGCAGCUGAAGAGCGUAAGUUCCCCGUGGUAUCCCAAGUACGAUGCUAGCACCACUGAGGAGGAUCUAACGCGGACCUUUCUCAACAGAACACUGCUGCGAUGA